Messenger RNA from Oncorhynchus mykiss (rainbow trout), 2534 nucleotides. Its product is annotated as E3 ubiquitin-protein ligase NRDP1. Gene Ontology annotation, biological process: protein ubiquitination; regulation of canonical NF-kappaB signal transduction. Lineage: Eukaryota; Metazoa; Chordata; Actinopteri; Salmoniformes; Salmonidae. The record is from RefSeq and is a predicted model, not a curated record. Gene Ontology annotation, molecular function: ubiquitin protein ligase activity; zinc ion binding. Gene Ontology annotation, cellular component: plasma membrane signaling receptor complex.
CACACGCGAUAUUUCACUUGGCUCAAGGGGGGGCGCUGCAUCAUUCGUGGGGGACGACAUGUUCACUGUUGCCUUGUUUUUAUUUUCAAUAAUAUCUACAGUUGUUUUUUUGUAUACAAUUAUUUUUCUUACAUUUUUUAAAAUAUAAUUUGAUUUCAAUCAUCUCCAACGCCCCCCUGUCGGGUUGAGGAGGCGGAGUGGCUUGCUUGCCAAACCAGCAACAACCUACUUAGGCUAGCUGAUGUGGCUGGAGGCUAACUAGCUGUCAGCAGAGGUCUGAAAUUACGGAAAUUGUCGCAAUCAUUUUGCUUGCUCUUCAAGGACAAAUGUGUGUGUCUCAGUGAUGUGCCAUGGGGUAUGACGUCACCAGGUUCCAAGGGGAGGUGGAUGAAGACUUGCUGUGUCCCAUCUGCAGCAUGGUACUGGAGGAGCCAGUGCAGGCCCCACACUGUGAGCAUGCCUUCUGCAACGCCUGCAUCACCCAGUGGUUCAAUCAGCAGCAGAUCUGUCCUGUGGACCGUACGGUGGUGACACUGGCUCACCUCCGGCCCGUGCCCCGCAUCAUGCGCAACAUGCUCUCCAAACUCCAGAUUGCUUGUGACAAUGCUGGCUUCGGCUGCACAGCCACACUGCGGCUAGAUCAACUUCAGUCUCACCUGAAGGACUGUGAGCACAACCCCAAAAGGCCCAUCAACUGUGAGGAGGGCUGUGGGUUAGAGAUGCCAAAAGAUGAGAUGUGCAACCACAACUGCAUCAAGCACUUACGUGGCGUGGUACAGCAGCAGCAGACCAAGAUCUCUGAACUGGAGAAGAAUGCUGUAGAGCACAAGCAUCAGCUGGGGGAACAAAAACGGGACAUCCAGCUGCUAAAAGCCUACAUGAGAGCAAUACGCAGCGCCAACCCCAACAUGCAGAACCUGGAGGAGAGCAUUGAGUACAACGAGAUCCUGGAAUGGGUAAAUUCCCUCCAACCUGCGCGGGUGACACGCUGGGGUGGGAUGAUCUCCACGCCAGACGCAGUUCUCCAGGCGGUCAUCAAGCGUUCACUCAUCGACAGCGGCUGUCCUCUGUCCAUCGUUAAUGACCUGAUUGAGAAUGCCCACGAGCGCAACUGGCCGCAGGGCCUGGCCACGCUGGAGACGCGGCAGAUGAACCGGCGUUACUACGAGAACUACGUUGCCAAGCGGAUCCCUGGGAAACAGGCGGUGGUGUUGAUGGCCUGUGAGAAUCAACACAUGGGAGAGGACAUGAUCCUAGAGCCUGGCCUGGUCAUGAUCUUUGCCCAUGGGGUGGAGGAGAUCUUAUAAGAACGCAAGGAGGGAAGGAGAUUUUAUAAGAAACUAGCCAACAUUAGGAGAAUGUCUCGUAUAGUUUGGCAGAGAGGAGUGCAGACAUUUAUGUCAGGGAUUUAUUCCUCUUAAAAAAUAUAAAAAAUACUCCUCUCUAAAAACAUACAAAUUAUGGGUCUAUUUCUCGAUGGGAAAAAUAUAAAAAUACAUACUUAUCAGGUGCAGGUCAGACGAACGAAUCAAAGAAAAAAGAAAUGGUAUGCUCCCAUGGUGAUGUAAUCAGACCCUAAAGAAAGACAAUGUUUUGAUCAACGAAGAUCCAACUCGGAUCGAAACGUUUUUUUUUUUUUUUGCGUCUGACUAAAUCAUCAUGGGAGCAUACCAGAGUGGCAGACAUCUUUUUUUUUUCCUUCUUCAAUUUCACAGUGGUUAUGUAAUUGUUUGUCUCUUGAAAGAUGAAUGUGAAAAGGGGUGGGGGUUAAGCAGAAUGGAAGAUCUGAAAGGAUCCUAAAAUGACCAGAAAACGAGUAUUACUUACAUAUGAGCUUAAUAUCUUUGCCUUAAAAGGACAUUUCCAAAAAUACACCUCUUAAAAGAACAACUGAUAAUAACCAGGAUAUUCUAAGAUGGAAUGUUUACAAGAGUCACAUAAUGUGCUAUUAAAAGCUUUGUCUGAUCUAAGUUUUUCUAGAUUCCCCCAUCCUACGCCUUCUGUUGUGUAAAUAAAUGAGUAUAAAAAAUUAUGUAAAUACAAAUAUUAUAUUGAAUAAAUAUACACUCUCUAGCUAUUCUUCUUAUACAAUAAUUAGAUGAUGUAAUUUUUGUCUGUUGGUUUCCAUCUGCGUUCACAAAGGAAGCACAAUUCUGAUUUAUUUUCCCGCUAAUUGGUCUUUUGGCCAAUCAGAUCUUUUCACAUCAGAUCAUUUUCAGAGCUGAUCUGAUUGGUCAAAUUUGUGAAAAAAGAUCAGAAUUGUGCUAUCUGUGUAAACAUUGGCCAUGCGUUUCAGGAUGCUACCUUUGGACAUGUUUUGCUCACUCCAGUAUUGUUUUUUUGUGAAUAUAUCAUGAUGUUUAGCUUAUUUUUUUGUGCCAUGCAUUUUAUUUAUUUAUUUGGAAGAAAAUGCUUGAAGAUGUUUUCGUGUUAUGUAAAUACAAUUAAGCUUAUAAUUGUCCUUUUGCUUCUGUUGUACAUAGUCAACAUAAAGUUGGGUCCAACUGACAUUAAACAUUUGGGGUGUAACAUUG